GUUUUUCUUUCGUUUCUUUUGGAGCGCUAAAGCGGGGUAGAGACAGCUAGGGUUUCUCUCUCUCUCUCUCUCUCUCUCAGAGUUCCUUCUUCUGCGAGGAGAGGGCACUAGGGUUUCGGACUGGUACAAGGGGGGAGAGGAGGGGAAGAGAUGGCUGAUCGUCUUACUCGAAUUGCGAUCGUGAGCUCGGAUCGUUGCAAGCCGAAGAAGUGCCGGCAAGAGUGUAAAAAGAGUUGCCCCGUCGUGAAAACAGGGAAGUUAUGUAUCGAAGUAACCCCAGCCUCAAAGAUUGCUUUCAUAUCUGAGGAGUUGUGCAUCGGAUGUGGUAUUUGUGUCAAGAAAUGCCCAUUUGAGGCCAUUCAAAUUAUCAAUCUUCCAAAAGAUUUGGAUAAAGAUACAACACAUCGUUAUGGUGCGAACACCUUUAAACUGCAUAGGUUGCCAGUUCCUAGACCUGGACAGGUUUUGGGUUUGGUUGGGACAAAUGGAAUUGGAAAGUCAACUGCUCUUAAAGUAUUAGCUGGAAAGUUGAAGCCAAACUUGGGUCGUUUUAAUAAUCCACCUGAUUGGCAGGAAAUUUUGACUUAUUUUAGAGGCUCAGAGCUUCAGAAUUAUUUUACUCGUAUUCUGGAAGAUAAUCUUAAGGCAAUUAUCAAGCCUCAAUAUGUUGACCACAUACCGAAAGCAGUGCAAGGAAAUGUGGCUCAGGUGCUUGAUCAAAAGGAUGAAAAGCAGAUGAAAGCAGAGCUUUGCGAUGAGCUCGAGUUAAAUCAGGUUAUAGAUAGGAAUGUUGGUGAUUUAUCAGGUGGAGAGCUUCAACGGUUUGCUAUUGCAGUGGUGGCAAUUCAGAGUGCAGAAAUAUAUAUGUUUGAUGAGCCAUCAAGUUAUCUUGAUGUGAAACAGAGGUUAAAAGCUGCACAAGUUAUUCGGUCAUUGCUUCGGCCUAACAGCUAUGUGAUUGUGGUUGAACAUGAUCUUAGCGUCCUAGAUUACCUUUCGGACUUCAUUUGCUGUCUCUAUGGGAAGCCAGGCGCUUACGGGGUUGUAACACUUCCUUUCUCUGUUAGAGAAGGUAUUAACAUAUUCUUAGCAGGAUUUGUUCCGACUGAAAAUCUUCGGUUUCGUGAUGAGUCUCUUACUUUUAAGGUUGCAGAGACAGCACAGGAAAGUGCUGAAGAGAUACAAACUUAUGCAAGAUAUAAAUAUCCAACAAUGACAAAAACACAGGGAAAUUUUAAACUUCGUGUUGUUGAGGGUGAAUUUACUGACUCCCAGAUUAUUGUAAUGCUGGGGGAGAAUGGGACUGGGAAGACCACAUUUAUCCGAAUGCUGGCUGGUCUUUUGAAACCUGACUCAGUGGAGGGCUCGGAGUUGGAAAUACCUGAGUUCAAUGUUUCUUACAAACCACAAAAAAUAAGUCCAAAGUUCCAGUCAACUGUUCGGCACUUGCUGCAUCAAAAAAUCCGAGAUUCUUAUAUGCAUCCCCAAUUUGUGUCAGAUGUCAUGAAGCCACUCCAAAUAGAACAGUUAAUGGACCAAGAGGUCAUCAAUCUAUCUGGUGGAGAAUUGCAGAGAGUAGCAUUAUGUCUGUGUCUUGGCAAGCCUGCGGAUAUAUAUCUGAUUGAUGAGCCAAGUGCAUAUCUGGACUCAGAGCAGCGUAUAGUGGCUUCUAAAGUCAUAAAGCGAUUCAUCCUUCAUGCUAAGAAGACUGCGUUUGUGGUGGAGCAUGACUUUAUAAUGGCAACAUACCUUGCUGAUCGAGUUAUUGUUUACGAGGGGAUACCAUCUUUGGAUUGUGUUGCUAAUGCUCCCCAGUCCCUCUUGACGGGGAUGAAUCUUUUCUUGUCGCAUUUGGACAUUACUUUUAGAAGAGAUCCGACCAACUAUAGGCCCCGCAUAAACAAGCUUGAUUCUACCAAAGACAGGGAACAGAAGGCUGCUGGUUCCUAUUACUACCUGGAUGAUUGAAAUAGCACCCUUUGCAGGUUCCAGCUUGCCCAUCUGGGAUUCUAGUGGCAGAUCUAACUCUGCUGGUUGUAUACCUUGUUGAACCGUCAUUUGACGAUGGUGAUGAUGCAGUCUGCUCGACAAAGAGGCCUAAUUGAAGUAUAUUCUUGAUGUUCAGUUUUUCCGGAGUUCCAUAGCAACAAAUGUUGAUCUUUCGUUAGUGCUAUUCAGACGGGUGAUGUCUUGAAGGAUGCUGCAUUUUGAGUUUUUCACCUCCAUGUAUACUGUUGAAGGCUUUUGAGAAGUUUGCUACAUAUGUCCCAUGGUUAAGUGCAGGGGCAGGAAUUGAGUUUUGGUCGGUCAAUAAGUUGAAAUUAGAAAAGUCCAUUUGACAAUCAUAUGUCCUUGAAAAUUCUUGGUGUGAAUUUGUAGUCUUCCUUUCUUCUUUCCCAUUGCAUGAAAGUAUUUGACA
Molecule: messenger RNA, 2419 nt
Organism: Nymphaea colorata (pocket water lily)
Lineage: Eukaryota; Viridiplantae; Streptophyta; Magnoliopsida; Nymphaeales; Nymphaeaceae
Product: ABC transporter E family member 2
Exons: 12
Coding region: 151-1968 (605 amino acids)
Biological process (GO): ribosomal subunit export from nucleus; translational initiation; translational termination
Molecular function (GO): iron ion binding; ribosomal small subunit binding; ATP hydrolysis activity
Source: RefSeq, a predicted model, not a curated record